AUGUGGGAGCCGCGUUCAAUCUUCACAGGCACUAGCACGACAUCGACGCCUCACGACACCACGCCCGAACAGCGCAGACUGAACAUCGCCAGCCAUCACGAGCCCCUCGCUACCACGCCCGGCACUCUAGAGUCGCCCAUAGUCCUUGAUACACCAGCCAAUCUCCCCGUACUACAGCCCCCAUGGACGCCCAAGUCGCCACUUGACCAUCGCGACUGGAAUCAACCCCCGGCUUCUGCGCCGCUGCAGAGCAGUCGACGACACAGUGGGAAGCAGCAGCCUGUGCAGACACCACCGGCUGUCGUUGGCAUCAAGCGCCCCCCUCCCUUCAGUGACUUCGCCUCCGCGUCUGCGUCGUCUGCGCACCCACCAGCGCCCGCCAGCGAGCCCUUGCACAAGCGCCGAAAAGCGCACCCGCGUUCGCGAUACUCCCUCGAUCACUUCAGCUUCCCCAAGAGCGCCUACUUUCGCCCGGACGGCCAACCGCCCUCGCCCCUCUUCUUUUCUUCGCGAAACAACCGACCACAACUGCCCGCACGCUUCUCGAGUAGCGAGGCAGCAGCAAGGAUGCUCAGCAAAACGCGCGAGGACAGUGGCAUCAAGACCGUCACACUCGCAAGGGGAACAUUCAGCGGUCUCAGCCCCCCAGGGCCACCAGGGGCUGCCAGUGGGCGCACUUCAGAGCGUUCAAGCGUGGCGCCUACAGCAUCACCUGAUUCGCGCGACAAGAGCGAUCCGUUGCGCAUACUGGGCUCCGUUGGCAUAGUCGAACUGCUCGAGCAAGAUGACCGGCCAACUUUCAUCGUUGAUACAGGCGAUUUCGCAAACUACAUGCCCGAAUCUUGCCAGUUGCAGAUACUCUUCUCCAACAAUGCCCUUCGAUCUAACCCAUCCACCUGGGAGCUGGUAGCUGGAAGGCCGACUGGUUCUCCGUCUGAUGAUGACACGGCGCAUGCGACACAACAAUUUCGAGGCUGGUUGCUUAGCACUGGGGUCCAGGCCGAUUCUUCCGAAGUGAACCCUUCUCCUGUUGAACACGGUGGCAUUGUGUGGACAUGUUACACCCUUCGAAAACGGCUGCGCGUCGUCUCUGGUUCCGUCUCCGCUCCUGCCAUCAUUUUGCCUGCUUUGGAUGGACCCAACGAUUUUGCUAUACCUUCGACCUCGUCCGCAGGUCUCGGUUCGGGAACCAACGGUGAUACCACUUCAUCUUCCGCUGAUCAGGGUGAAGCACAAGAUUAUUUUGGCAGCACUAUUCCUAGCAUUCCCCAGGGGGCCCAGGGUGAACCGACUCCUCCCAUCUCUGCGCCCCAACCUGAACCGAUUCAAAAGAAAUUCGGCAACCAGGGCAAUGGCAUGAUCCCAAAGCCAUCUCAAAUAGACAUAUCGUCAGUGGAAGAAUCCUCUUCCUUUGCGAACGAAGAAACUAACGCCCAUCGGGAUGAUCACCACGACAUGGGAUUCUUCGACUGGACCAGACUGGCAAUGUCGCCCUCUCUUCCUAGACACAUUCAGUUUGCGCGGUCAAUUGAUUGGGCGAGCACACCUUUAGGUCCGAUCGAGUACUGGUCUAAUGACCUUCGCGCUAUGUGCAAUCUUAUAAUGGCGAGCCCCCACCCAGCUGCUAUGUACUGGGGAGAGGAACUCGUUGCUAUUUACAACGAAGCCUAUAUUGGACUCGCAGGGCAAAAACACCCCACUCUUAUGGGACAGAGUUACAAAGUGGCUUGGGCGGAGAUAUGGGACGAUGUCAAGGGAGUAUUUGCCAAUGCACGUCUUACCGGGCAAGCGACAAUGAAGGAUGACGAUUGCCUGUUUAUGAAACGCAACGGGUUCCUCGAAGAAACAUACUUUUCGUGGUCCAUCAUCCCCAUGGUUGGCCAAGACGGUACGGUCAUGGGUCUCUACAACCCCGCCUUCGAGAAGACACGCCGCAAAAUUGCAGAAAGACGCAUGCUCACGCUCCGCGAAGUUGGCGAACGGACUGCCACCGCUAGGGAAGUCAAGGGCUUCUGGGAUCAGGUGUUAAUAGCACUGACCGAGAACGAGUUCGAUACCCCGGUAGUAAUGCUCUACAGCGUAAACGAUGAGAAUGAUAGUGACUCGUCUUCUAUACAAUCCAGCAGCUUGCUAGGUUCGAAACAGUGUUUCCUCGAAGGCUCUUUAGGCGUCCCAGCUGGCCAUCAAGCUGCUCCUGAGCAGAUUGACUUGAAGGAAGGGCAAGAGGGCUUUGGUCCCGUCUUUCGGGAAGUAAUGAAGACUGACAAGCCCGUGGUUGUUAGCAUCGGAUCAGGCGAUUUACCGCAUGCCAUGAUGGACGGGCUGGACUGGCGAGGUUUUGGCGACCCCUGCAGAGACGUCGUCAUAUGCCCAAUCCAUCCUACGACAGGCGAAAACAUACUUGGCUUCUUAGUCAUGGGCAUCAAUCCGCGGAGACCCUACGACGACGAUUACAACCUUUUUGUCCAAUUGUUGAGCCGCCAGUUAGCCACUUCUCUGGCUUCCGUCGUUCUUUUCGAGGAGGAAAUUCGAAGAGGACAGAGAGCAGCACGCCUCGCAGCAGAAGAUCGUUACAACCUUUCAACCCAACUUGCUGCCCGCACACAGGAAGCCAGGGAAAGCGAGACGAGAUUUACGCGAAUGGCGGAGCUGUCUCCUGCAGGUCUCUUCAUCGCUGAUCACGUCGGAAAGAUAACUUACUGCAACGAUACAUGGUACGAGAUCUCGCGAGUACCAAGAGAGCCAGAGAUGACGGACAGGUGGAUCGACUACGUCAAAGACGAGGAUCAAGGCCUCAUCCUUGCGCAUUGGAAGGAAUUAGUCAACGACACUACGCCUAUCAACAUCGAGUUUCGCUUUAAAGCACCUUGGGAGGACCGAAACCGCAACAAAAGUGAGACCUGGGUCCUGUUCCAGGCCUAUCCAGAGAAGGAUGAUGAUGGGCAACUCAAGAGCGUUUUUGGAAGCAUCACGAACAUCUCACCUCAAAAGUGGGCCGAAGGCUUUCAAAAGCGGAAGAUGGAGGAAGCUGUCGAACUCAAGCGACAACAGGAGAACUUCAUCGACAUAACAUCGCACGAGAUGAGAAAUCCUUUAUCUGCUAUUCUGCAGUGUGCCGAUGAGAUUAGCACCAUCUUAGGCGACUUCAGAACUUCAGGUUCCAACGUCAUCGAGGAGGGCAUCGUUGCCGAUUCGAUUGAUGCAGCACAAACAAUCGCCUUAUGCGCACAGCAUCAAAAGCGUAUCGUCGACGACGUUUUGACGUUAUCAAAGCUCGACAGCGCAAUGCUCAUGGUGACACCAGUGGACGCUCAACCCUUGCAAGUGGUGCAACGUGCGCUGAAGAUGUUCGAAGGAGAGGUGCAAACAGCUGGCAUUCAGAUGGAGUUCGUCCUGACCGACUCAUUCACCAAGCUCGGUGUUGAUUGGGUGAAGAUUGACCCCUCACGAGUGCUUCAGGUACUCAUCAAUCUUACCACCAACGCGAUCAAAUUCACAACCACUGAGGAGACCAGAACCAUCAAGGUCGUUCUAUCAGCAUCGCAAGUACGUCCAUCGGCAAGCGAACAUCCUACCGUUAGCUAUUUUCCCAUGCGAGCCAAGAGGACCGACCAAACUUUUGGACCUGACUGGGGUGACGGUGAAGAGAUCUUCUUGGAAUUUGCAGUACGGGAUACUGGCCGGGGCCUUACGCCGGAGGAGAAGAAGCUCCUUUUCCAACGCUUUUCUCAGGCAAGUCCACGGACACACGUCCAGUACGGCGGAUCUGGCCUCGGCCUGUUCAUCUCCCGCGAGUUGACAGAGUUACAAGGUGGAGAGAUUGGCGUCUCUUCCGAAGCAGGCAAAGGCAGUACAUUCGCGUUUUAUGUCAAGUGUCGGAGGAGCAGCGAGCCACAAGAAGCUUUGGAAGUCCUUCCAACUCCAUCAAUGUCCAGGAAGGUGUCGAAUGCGAAGGAUAAGGGCAGAAAGGAGCUACCCCUUCCGUCGAAGAUCGCAACCAAAAUCAAGGACUUUGCUGCUGUGCCUGGCAAGGAUAGCGUUGGUCCAAAGGCCAAGCCAAAGAAGAGGGAACUCAAAGUACUAAUCGUGGAGGACAAUCUUGUGAACCAAAAAGUCCUUCAGCGCCAGCUCCAAAACCACGGCAUCCAAACGACCGUCGCAAACCAUGGCGGUGAAGCACUUGAAGCGCUCAAGUCUUCUACUUACUGGGCCUCACCCAAUCAAUCUCCCCUGGAGGACAUAUCAGUCGUGCUAAUGGACAAAGAGAUGCCAGUCAUGGACGGUUUACAAUGCACCUCGCAAAUUCGUGCCCUUGAACAACAGGGCAAGUUCAAGAGGCAUGUUCCUAUCAUCGCGGUUACGGCAAAUGCGCGCAGUGAACAGAUCGCGACAUUGCUCGCUGCAGGCAUGGAUGAUGUUGUCAGCAAGCCGUUCAGAAUCGGUGAGCUAAUACCUAAGAUCGAAGAGCUAGCAAGCAAGUUCGGAAGCAAAAGAUUGCCGGACGAAGCUUCACUCAACGUGCCCGCUGGGCCGAGUGAACAGCCCUACGGCGUAUGA
Molecule: messenger RNA, 4557 nt
Organism: Alternaria burnsii
Lineage: Eukaryota; Fungi; Ascomycota; Dothideomycetes; Pleosporales; Pleosporaceae
Exons: 6
Coding region: 1-4557 (1518 amino acids)
Biological process (GO): phosphorelay signal transduction system; phosphorylation
Molecular function (GO): phosphorelay sensor kinase activity
Source: RefSeq, a predicted model, not a curated record